Molecule: messenger RNA, 1127 nt
Organism: Lindgomyces ingoldianus
Lineage: Eukaryota; Fungi; Ascomycota; Dothideomycetes; Pleosporales; Lindgomycetaceae
Exons: 4
Source: RefSeq, a predicted model, not a curated record
CUAAUUCAUUGACACUCGUUCGUUGAAAUCUAUCCAACGUGUCUCACGAAAUGGCACGCCCGAAAAGCAUGCCCGAUUUCUCCCACCUCCUACUCGCCGACGCGUCAACGCCGUCGCCACACGUCCCGGAAAAGGAGCGUCCGCGAAAAAAACCCAGUAUCUCGCUCGCAGCCGGCUUGAUCAUGGCAAGCGAGAGCCCGCGGUCAGUGCCGAAUACGCCGCAGCAGACACAAGGGAAGAAUGACGCUACCUGCAGCGACAAUUUGUUCUAUGCUUAUGCCCAGAAGUCCGAUUACGCGCAAUCUCCACCAUUCAUCCUUACCUUCUCCUCUGCCUCCAUUGCAUCCCAAUGGUGGGAUCUCGUAAAACAAGAAUACCCAGAGUCGACGCGCGAGGGCGCACAACUCUUCGUCCUGAAAGGCGACGACAUGCAAGAGCAAAUCCAGGAUAACCCCAAAUUCUACAAUCUCCGAAAUAAAUGGUUCUACACGCCCUCCGACGGCACAAUGGGGGUUAUCCCAUUGCAGGACUAUCGUGGAAAUCCUGUCAGCACUACUACGAGCCCCGCCCCACAGAAAAAGCCCUCGAUAUCCAUCAACGGACAGGGGUCCCCGGGUUUUGACCUCUCCAAGCUUUCAGACACCCUCGAGAAAAUGACCGCAAUGAUAUCAUCUAACUCCUCCCAAAUCAAAGCUCUCAGUGUCGCACAAUCUGAGGGCCUCCAACGCAUGCAGGAAAUCAACGAAUCAAACUCUACCCAGAUAAAAGCGUUAGCCGACGGCCAGUUCAAGCUGCAGGCGCUGACGGAUCAGAAUGCGUCGCAUUACAUUGCACUGUCGAACUCCUCGUUCCAAAACCAGGAGCAGGUGAAAGACGUCUUGCAGACGAAUGCGCAGCAGAUUCAAGCGCUGGCGGAGGGUCAGGGUAAACUUGCGGAUACGUGUAAUGCGAUGAUGAAGACGAUUGAGGAUUUGGGCGGGACGGUUGGGAAGGUGGGAGAGACUGUCAGUCAGCUUGCUGUAUCGGAUACAUCGAGUUCGGCAGCAUUUAGUUCGUCUGGAAACCGGAUUUCUCCACCGCCAAGGAAACUGAAUAGAAGGAUUAAGGGCGUCUGGUAUGAGUAUGAU